Molecule: messenger RNA, 7380 nt
Organism: Cheilinus undulatus (humphead wrasse)
Lineage: Eukaryota; Metazoa; Chordata; Actinopteri; Labriformes; Labridae
Gene: pnpla7b
Product: patatin-like phospholipase domain containing 7b
Exons: 35
Coding region: 47-4027 (1326 amino acids)
Biological process (GO): lipid metabolic process
Cellular component (GO): endoplasmic reticulum
Molecular function (GO): phosphatidylcholine lysophospholipase A1 activity
Source: RefSeq, a predicted model, not a curated record
GACGGUUGCGUGAAGCCGUAUACAAUAACUUUCACACAAGAAAGGCAUGGAAGACAAUGAUGAAGAGGGGAGCUGCAGCAUUUACCCGACCCUGGUUCCCCUUGGCAGUGGGAUCAAGGACACAAUGGAAAAGUUUAUGGAGGAAAGGACGGAGGCCACUAUGUGGACAGCAGUGCUGAUUGGAGCUGUGACGAUGAUUUCUGUCGUUGGAGUCAUUGUGUUCCUUCUUUACAGAAGAUACAAACUCUCAAAGGAGGAAGCUGGGGUUCCCCACUAUCGCUUUCGUAAGAGGGAUAAGGUGAUGUUUUACGGCCGAAAGAUCAUGAGAAAGGUCCAGACGUUGUCUUCAACCCCUGCCUCUAAUUCAAACUCAGCUUCACGCCAGAGAGUGAGGAAGAGGACCAAAGUCCUGUCUAUUGCACGCAAGAUCCUGCGCAUCCGGAGAGAACCCCCCACCCUGCAGCCUAAGGAGCCUCCACCCUGUCUCCUUGAGGCUGACCUGACAGAGUUUGAUGUCCAGAGCUCCCAUCUGCCCUCAGAGGUGCUGUACAUGCUGAAAAAUGUGAGGGUGCUCGGCCACUUUGAAAAGCCUCUCUUCCUGGAGCUGUGCCGUCACAUGCUGCUCAUCCAGCUGCACCAGGGAGAGGCACUCUUCAGACCGGGUGAUACUGAUGACAGUAUUUACGUGGUUCAAGAUGGCCGCCUGGAGCUGUGCAUCCAUGAGAGUGAUGGAACAGACGCUGUGGUGAAGGAAGUUUUACCAGGAGACAGUGUCCACAGUUUGCUCAGCAUUCUUGACAUCAUAACUGGCUAUCCGGCGCCUUACAAAACUGUGUCUGCAAGAGCUGCAGUUCCCUCCACAGUCCUGCGUCUUCCUGCCGCAGCCUUUCAGUCAGUCUUUGAAAAAUAUCCUGAAACUCUGGUCCGUGUCAUACAGAUUAUCAUGGUACGUCUCCAGAGAGUGACCUUCCUUGCCUUGCACAACUACCUUGGCCUGACCACCGAGCUCUUUAACCCGGAGAGCCAGGCUAUCUCACUGGUAUCGGUGGCACAUGUUCUGGGUGAAGCUCAUCCACAAAGGGGCCUUCGUAGGCUGCCGUCCCACUCUGACGAUCUGGGUUCUGAAAAAGCUGACACAGAAAAAGCAGGUCCCUCUGAAGUGCCCACAUCCAAGUUCAAAAAGUCUCGCUCACUCUCCACCCCGAUGGCAGUUACAGGUGAAAUGUCGGUCGACCUCAACAGAGUGUACGAGAGGGCUCGGGUAGCCAAAGAGGAGGCGGCAUCACAGAGUCCUACAAAGUCUAUAUUAAAGAAGAGCGUUACAAUGCUGCAGACUCCAUCUGCUGUUUAUCACUACAGUGAUGCUGGAGGUGGAAACGUCAACCAUAAUAAAGUUAAUGCCAUUUUCCAAGCUGCCAAAAAGGAUCUGCUGCAAGUCAUCCAGCUACAGAACCCCAAUCUGCUGGAGGGGAGAGUAAAUCUGCGACAGGUCAAAGCCGGCUCUGUUGUGGCCCACCAAGGAGACCAGGAUGUGAGCAUUGCAUUCGUCAUCUCAGGGUCGCUCCACGUCUACCAGCGUAUGAUAGACCGCGAGGAGGACUCCCUGCUGUUUGUCACCCACCCAGGAGAGAUGGUGGGUCACCUGGCCGUUCUCACAGGAGAGCCGCUGAUUUUCAGUGUCCGAGCUCACAGAGACUGCACCUUCCUCUCCAUAUCAAAGGCCAACUUCUAUGAGAUAAUGCGUGAGGAGCCCAGGGUGGUGUUGAACGUAGCUCACACUGUGGUGAAGAGGGUUUCACCGUUUGUCAGGCAGAUCGACUUUGCUCUGGACUGGAUGGCUGUGGAGGCUGGACGGGCUGUCUACCGACAGAGAGACAAGUCCGACAGCACCUUCAUCGUCCUCAGUGGUCGCCUGCGUUCUGUAAUCGCAAAGGAUGAUGGGAAGAAGGAGCUGGCUGGAGAGUAUGGCCGUGGAGAUCUUAUCGGUGUUGUUGAGGCCCUGACCCACAUGAAUCGAGCCACCACAGUCCACGCCGUCAGAGACUCGGAGCUGGCCAAGCUUCCUGAAGGAGCUCUGAACUCCAUCAAGAGGAGGUACCCUCAGGUUGUCACCAGGCUUAUUCAUCUGCUUGGUCAGAAGAUCCUGGGAAACAUGCAGCAGGUCAAUGGACCUCUGGCUGCUCGUAGUCUUGGUCUCCACACCCCCACUAGUAAGUGGGAUUCUGGGAAUCCAGCAUCUAACCUGUCUACUGUGGCCAUCCUCCCCGUGUCUGAGGAAGUUCCCCUCACAGCCUUCACUCUGGAGCUGCAGCAUGCACUCAGUGGCAUUGGCCCCACUCUGCUCCUGACCAGUGACAUCAUCAAACAGCGACUAGGCUCUGCUGCCCUCGACAGUGUCCACGAGUAUCGUCUGUCCAGUUGGCUCGGGCAGCAGGAAGACAUUCAUCGUAUCGUCCUCUACCAGUCAGACCCCAGCCUCACGCCGUGGACGCAGCGCUGCAUCCGCCAGGCUGACUGCAUCAUCAUUGUGGGACUGGGUGAGCAGGAGCCCACUGUGGGUGAGUUGGAGCGGAUGUUGGAGGGGAGUUCUGUUCGUGCUCAGAAGCAGCUGGUGCUGCUGCACAAGGAGGACGGCCCACCUCCCAAAGGGACGGCCGAGUGGCUGAACAUGCGGAGCUGGAUAUCCAGGCAUCAUCACCUAUCCUGCCCUCGCAGAGUGUUCUCCAGGAGGAGUUUACCAAAGCUGAGAGAGCUGUACCAGCGUGUGUUUGAAAAGUGUCCAGAUCGUCAUUCUGACUUCUCUCGAUUGGCCAGGAUCCUGACUGGAAACAGCAUCGCCCUCGUGCUGGGUGGAGGCGGGGCUAGGGGUUGUUCUCAAGUUGGCAUACUGCGUGCGCUGAAUGAGGCAGGAAUCCCUGUUGACAUGGUGGGUGGGACUUCCAUCGGCUCCUUCAUGGGAGCGCUUUACGCCGAGGAGAAGAGCAACAGUCGCAUGAGGGUCAGAGCUCGAGAGUGGGCUAUGGAUAUGACCUCUUACUUUAAGAAGAUCUUGGAUCUGACCUACCCCGUUACCUCCAUGUUCUCUGGAGCGUCUUUUAACUCCAGCAUUAGCGCCGUCUUCAAGGGUAAACAGAUAGAGGAUCUUUGGCUGCCAUACUUCAACAUUACAACGGACAUCACAGCUUCCUCCAUGAGGAUUCACACUGACGGAUCUUUGUGGAGAUAUGUCCGGGCCAGCAUGUCUCUGUCUGGUUACCUGCCGCCUCUCUGUGAUCCCAAAGAUGGACAUUUGCUCAUGGACGGGGGAUACAUCAACAACCUGCCUGCUGAUGUGGCCCGCUCCAUGGGGGCAAAGGUUGUGAUCGCCAUUGAUGUUGGAAGCCGGGAUGAAACCAAUCUAACAAACUAUGGUGACUCUCUGAACGGCUUUUGGCUGCUCUGGAAACGCUUCAAUCCUCUGGCAGAGAAAGUGAAGGUCCUGAACAUGGCAGAGAUCCAAACCCGGCUUGCGUACGUCUGCUGUGUCCGGCAGCUAGAAGUGGUCAGAGAGAGUGAAUACUGCGAGUACAUCCGACCUCCCAUCGACCACUACGGCACCCUGGAGUUUGGCAAGUUUGACGAGAUUGCUGAGGUGGGAUACCAGCAUGGAAAGACGCUGUUUGAUGUGUGGCAGCGCAGUGGCGUGGUGGACAGCAUACUUAAGGACAGGCAUCAGGAGGAGUUCCAUAAGACCAAAACUGGCCAUGUGGUCACCUGUCCAAAUGCCUCCUUCACUGACCUGGCAGAGAUCGUGUCAAGAAUUGAACCUGUAAAGAAUGCCCUAAUCGAUGAGGAACUUUCUGAUGAGUACCAGACCGACUACGAUGAGGAGGCAGUGGAAAGCGCCUUGUCUGACUUUGAGGCAUUCAACGCCGGCAGUGAAUACACAGAAGGAGAGGAGACUGCAGACACAGCAGAAACAGAUGAAGAAAUUCCAAUCAGGGUUCGACGUCGUACGAAGAAUUCCUCACAAAGCUUUCAGCCAUGAGGUCUUCAACAUCAAGGUCAUGACAGCCAUGACACACAUUUAAUGCUGGUAACUUUUAUGCCUUACAAAACCUGCAGCCAAGAAAUACUCAGACACCUCAGCAGGACAUGAAGCUGUUUGGAUUCAGGGAUUUCUGGGCUCAAAACUUUUAGCAUAAGGAGGAAAGGGAAGUCCCGGUGUGCCUCAUGUUCUCUAGCACUUUGUUCAUUUCUGUGGUUUUAAAAGUUCAGUUUUUAAAGGGUUCUGUCUAAAAUAUUCUGCCUCUGUCAGAAUGUGCUCUCCAAACAGGGAAGUAUACAAAUUCAGUUUUCUUUCCUUUUUUCUUUUGUUUUGUUGUCUCUGACAAAGAUAAAUUAAGAUAAGAUAAACCUUAUUGAUCUGUAUAUAGUUUGGUAAAAUAGGGACAUUGAUGGAAUUGUAUUUAGAGAGCCUUGAAUUUUAAAAAAUAGUUAAAAGAUUUCUAUCAUCAUACAAAAAUGUCCUGCACAAAAUGAACUUUCUGCACAUCCUACAUUUAUAACAUGCAGUGUCGAUCUUUGGCACUAUUUUCUGCAUAAUAAGCUCCGAUCCUUAACUUCAGUAUUGUUUACAUAUAAGCUAACUAUGUACAGACAUAACACUAAUGAAAGUGUUAAGUGAUGAACUUUUUCUCUGGUAUGGCUUAAGUGCGCACAAGUGUACCUGCAGAGAUGGGUACAAUUAAGGAAAGAUUAACUCCAUUAACUAGUGAUCCAUUAAUGAUGACUUUCACCCAAAUUCAACAGAAGUUAACAUUAAUGUCAAAAUCUCUCGGAAGUCUGACAGUCCGCCCCCUCUUCACAGUUAUUAACUGUUGUAUACAUUAUACACAACUGUUGUUUAACUCAGACCAGCAGCCACAAUCCAGCAACCCACCAGGAAACUAACAACAGAUUAUAGAAUCCUGGAACUUCAUUAAAAGCUCAAUGGUUCUCUCCUGAUCAAAAUAGUUCAACAAAAAUAGUCCUACUGCAUCUGAAAGGGCCACACCAAUCCAAAUCAAGAUUUAAUUCAAACACAUUAAAAUCCACAAAGAUCAACAGAUUACUUAGAAUCUACAAAUAACAGGAGCUUUUCUGAUUCACUCUAGUAGAAGUGUAUAACUCCAUAUAGGUCAGGGGGGGGUCAAACUCAAAUCUGGCCUGUGGCAAUUAUAUCCGGCCUACCAGAUCAUAUCAUAUUUUCUUAUGGCUGGCCCACUGGUUUGAGGUCUGCAGAUUUCCUCCACUUAACUGUUUCACAGGCUGGAUUUGGCCCCCAGGCCUUGAGUUUGACACCCGUGAUUUAGCUGUAUUUUAUAGGGAAGCAUUAACACAGAUACAGCGUUACAUCUGUCCAGUAAUGAAGCGAUCUCUGCACACCAUAGGUGUGAUAAGCUAAGUGACCUGUGAUUUUAAGGUUUAAUAUUUACUGAAACACACACUUUAGAUGUGUUGCAUGAAUGUAAUUUUUAUGUGGAGCUAAAUAGUUAGUGAAAAUAUGAGAGCUUUUGUUUUAGUGGUGGUGCAAAAACUGCUAAAAGCAGCUUCACAAUAACCCCCCCUUCCCUGUGCAGAUCUUUACUCUGCCAUUAAAAAAGAGAAUUAAACCAGCCCUGAUUGUUUAUAUUUCACUUUUUACCACGUACAGUGAUCAGACCUGGACAAACUCUUAGUUCUGCAGUUACUUUCUAUCUUUCUUAUGCACACCUGGUGCCUGAACUUUUAUAAAAUGUAGUGAAACUCAAAAACACAGACAUCAUAAGUAUAAUCAGGAUUUAGACCCAGAGCUAGCUUACAUUAGUGAUUUACUGAAACUGGUACUUGAUUAUUUAAGCAACAUAUAAAUGCAAGUCUGGUUUCCUGUUUGGUGGUAGCAGAGAUCCUGUGGUAUUAACUUGUAGUGUGUGAAUGUUUUAAAGGUUAGAAGAGGGAAAAGUCAUAGUUUACCCUUUGACAAGUCCUCCUUGGUUACUGUUUCUAGGUUAGACACAAGGCUCCUUCUUAUAUGAAACAACUGAGACUAUUUGAACGAGUUUUAUUCAUAUUUGGUUGAUCUGAUUCUUUUAAACUGUUCCCCAAGGAAAAUGUAACCAUAAAGAUACAGUCGGGUGUAUUUGGACUGUAAUCUUUAAGCACAUCAACAGAUUGUUUUUGCAAAAAGGGAAAAAUAAAAUGUGUUUCAGAUCUGUCUCACUAGAGCAGCAUUAAAGUUAACAAAAUAGAAACAUCAGUAUUACGUUAUUCUAACACUAAUAUAACUUAAAUAAGGUUAAAGCUACCUAACAGCAGAAGAACAUCACAUAAUGUCAGUAUUGAAAUGAUUUUCUCCUGCCUUUGAACAUAAACAUUAUAUGUGAUUGCUGAGGGGGUUAAAUUGCCAGUGUUGGCCCACAGACUCCUGGAUUACCAUGUGGUAGGGCUGGGAGAUUUGAUCGAUAAGAAGAUUUUUGUAUAAUCAAGAUUCUAAAAAUUAAAAAUCUGGAUAACUAGUAUGUAAUAGGCCUAACUAGUUUUCCCAAACUCCAGAAAAAAAUCCUCCCAAACAAAGAAAAAACAUCCUGCUCAGUUUUUAUAAGCAAUCACAUCACUCACUCUGAACCCUUUUUAAGAUAUUAAAGUUCAAUUUAGUUUUGGUCUUGGUAAAAGUUUAACUGACAUUGCUUCUGUGGCAGAGAUGACUAGCAGUUAACUUUCUGUAGCUGGUGGUGUCACAUAUGAAAAGAAGACACGUGUUAUUUAAAGUUAAAUAACUUUAACCGAAAAUGGAAGCCACUUGCUUGUUUUUUUUCCUCUGUUGUGGUGUUCGAAUGAAGCUAUCCAUGCCUUUGUAGCUCUUACCGAAGGUUUUUUUUUAGAUAGCCUGAAACAUGGCUAACUUUCCAGGGUCUAUAAAGAUUAAAUCCACACCAGUUACUCUGAUAUCAGGCAUCUUUUAUUUUAUAAUCAAUUUUUUUAGAUCGUUGCUGCAGCUUGUGGGUUAGCCCGCUGCCAUAUUGUCUGUUAUAUCCCAUAAUGCAUUGUGACUGGGCUUUGACAACCAAUAGCAGGCUGUUCCAUUGCCACGGCAUGCUUUACCAAACAACACAUGUACACAGACUUUUAGGGUGCUUUCACAUUAGGCCCAGUUGUUUUGAAUUGCGCCGUGGCGCAAUUCCUCCUCCUCCCCCUCCCCCUUCCCCCACUGGCUUGCUUUCACACUAGCAACAUCAAACCGUGCCCAGGGCCACUUGUGUAUUUACUCAGUCUGAAACAGCAGAUGGCAGUAUGCACGUAGCUGGUUUACAACCCCAACAAGGUGGAAAGAGAAGAAGCUACCAUGGCAACCACUGGGGUCAUGACCUGAGCGAAGAUUGU